AUGUCCGUUCCCAUCAAGCGGGUGGGGUCGUACAAUGCGAGAUCGACGUCUGAAAUAAUGACCCAACACUCAGUUACAUCGACAGACAGCACUAGUUCCGCAAUUCCCCUCUGUAUGCCCUUGGCAACGGCCAUCACUUUGCCAACCUCCCGAUUUGUUCUUGAAUCUUCUAAAAGUGCUUUCAAUGCCUCGACUUUACCGCACUGGGUCACUGAGUUCGCCGAGUUCGCCGACAUCUUUAUUGCCGCAAAUGAUGGCGUCAUGGAACUCUUUCAACUUGUCGAUGUUGAAUGGCACAAUUUGGGCAUGUUGCAUCAGCUUGAGAUCAUUCCUGAUGCCAAUGUCUCGUUGCAUGUACCCGUACUGAUGCAGAAAGCCAUCGGACGAAAAUUAUGGAGAGAGAAGAUGCGGAUCGCAAUACGUGCCAAGCAUGGGGUACAACACACAAAUGCACAAAUCCCAAGCAAUCUCACAGUGCUUGAGGCUGCACCCUUGACCCCGAAGAAGCAAACUUCGAUAGUUCGGCCGUUCUGGACAGAGUGA
This is a messenger RNA of Cantharellus anzutake, 543 nucleotides long. RefSeq lists its product as uncharacterized. Lineage: Eukaryota; Fungi; Basidiomycota; Agaricomycetes; Cantharellales; Hydnaceae. The transcript has a single exon. The record is from RefSeq and is a predicted model, not a curated record. Bases 1 to 543 code for a protein of 180 amino acids.